GUAUUCACUCUGCCUUUGUAUUUCGGUAUGUCACUCGAAUUGCUGGUUUACAAAAAUGACAGUGGCUCACAUCAAAAUCAGCUGUCACUAACUUCAGUACGUUCUGUCAGAUUCAAAUCAAUCAAAUUCAUCAGUUUUGGUUUUUCUGUUUUCUAAAUUUUGAUUUUGUUUAAUUUUACUUUAUUUUUGGUGAACGCUUUGAAAAUUACAGGAGAACUAAAGCAAAAUGCCGGUAUACUGUUCUGUUCCACAAUGUACGACGAAAGGUACAGGUGGGAUGCACCGAUUUCCUGCUGAUCCACAACUGAAACGGAAGUGGAUGGAUGUAACAAGAACGCAACAUCUGCAAGAUUCCAAAAGCUGUAGAAUUUGUCGCAAACAUUUCAAAGAUAGCGAUUUAUUAGUCGACCAGGAUGGAAAAAGAAUAUUAGCCCCGAAUGCAGUGCCCAGUUUGUGUUUACCAAUGUCAUUUAUCUGGGAUCAUUCAUAUCAUGUGGUGGGUCGGUCCACCAAAAAAACGACAUUUUAAGCGAUUGAAGAUAACUGGUCCAGGGGCUAACAUCUCAGAUGAUAACAUUGGAAAUGAAAUUGAAGUUGGCGCAGCCAGGCCAGACAAAAGUGCUAGUGUCGGUUCUUACAAAGACAUGGAAUUUUUACGGUCGUUGGAAGAGAAAAUACUUCAACAGAAAAAGGAAAACUUGGCACUAUCACGGAGACUAAAGAAUAAAACCGCACAAUUGAAAAGACUUCAACGGAAAUCGAAAACUCACAAAUUAGACGAUGGUCAAGUGUUGGCAUAUCUCAGUAAUGUUAAAAAGUACAGCAGUGCUCAAAUUCAGUUUACCGAGAUGCAACUUCGAAAUUCUAGUCGAAAUCCUCACGGUCGAAGAUAUAAACCGAAAGAGAAGAGUAUGUGUUUGGCCAUGUACAAAAGUGGACCUAGAUCAUACCGGUUUAAGGAAAACAACAAAAUCAUGGUGCUUCCAUCUUUAAGCACUCUGACCCGGCAUAGUGCGAAGAUGAUCUUUCGUACAGGUAUCGUACCCCAGCUAUUUUCGUUUAUAAAAGAAAAAGUGAAGGAUUGGACGGAAAAGGAACUAUUAUGUUCCUUUGGCUUUGAUGAGACUGCGUUGAAGUCAAUACUGGAAUACAGCAGCACCGAUGAUGAAAUUAUUGGAUUCGUUGAAAUGGGUGGAAUCAGGCGACCCAUUUUUGCAACGCACUCAUUAACCUUUAUGGUACGAGGCAUAUACCGUCCAUUCAAACAACCGGUAGCUUAUUUUUACACCCACGGUCUGAAGUCACAUGAAUUGGCUGAGCUCAUCUUACUUGUGUUAGAGGCUGUUUUUUCCACUGGCCUCAAUGUUAUACAUUCUGUGAGCGACCAGGUGGUAACCAACGAAUCAGCUAUACAUCGCUUGAUGGAUCGCCACUUUGUAAGAUCUCCCGGUUGUUUGUUAAAAUACAAGGUUUGUGACAAAACUAUAAUACACGGUUACGAUGCACCACAUUGGCUUAAAGUUGUCCGCAACAACUUGCAAGUCAAAAACUUCAAACAUUUUAUAAGUGAACGAUGGAACAUAUCAACCCCAAAAAUUUACGGAAAAUCACAAGUGGCUUCAUGGGAUGACGUCGAAAGCGUUUAUGAUCAAGACAAAACUGGAUGCCCCCGUCUCUUGCCAAACAUAAACGGUGAACACAUAAAGCCGGAGAGACUUAAAAUGAAAGUUUGUGUAGCAACUCAAGUUUUCAGUCAAAAAUAUAGCAACGUCAUGGAGGACUUCGCGGACAGGAAACUCAUACGAGACAGCUCGCGCGAAACUGCUCGAAUGUUACUAUUUUUCAAUGACUUGUUCGAUAGCGUGAACGGAUCUGGUCCAGCGCAAAUUGCGAGACUGAAAGGAUCCAUAAAUGAACGUUCAGUCCAUUUUGUAUUUUGGGACUGGGCGUUAUUCAUGUUGUCGAAAAUGGAUUUCAUCGAUAAAGUAUCGGGAGAAGUCAAUCACCAUUCAACAGUCAUAAACAAGAUCCAGUCCACCAUCAGAGGAUACCAAGAAGUCACGAGGAUAUGUUUAAAUAGUAAUAUAGAAGAAGUUUCUUUAAGGUAUUUCAAGUUUUCAGUCUUAAACAUAUUUUGAGUCUAGUAAAUACUCGGAUGCCACACCUUCUAGUUUAUGAAUUCAUCUCAAUGAAAGUAUAAAACGGUUAUUGCCGAUCAGCCACACACUCACAAAUUGUAUCAAUAAUCUCUAUGUCAUAACAGUUCUAUAUUUCAUUGCAUUUUAGUGGGUUUUUUCGUUUACAGGAUAUAAGGAAUUUUAGAAGGUGUGCAGUUGCAUCUAUAUACAAAUAUUUAUGUGAGGAACUAUAUUUGAUCUUGAGCUUAAGUUUUUCAAUAUAGUUUCUGGUCUACAUUAAUAUUCGUUCGUUUACUUGGGUUUCAGUGUAUGUCUUUUCAAUGUUCGUUAUCGUGAUUGUCUUUUGUAAUAUUUAUAAACUGUGUCGUCUAUUUGUUAAUUCUUUGGCGUCAUUUUGACUUCAGUUAAAUUUAAUUUCUUAGAAACACGGACUCCGACGGAUUAGAGAAUUUCUUUGGAUGCGUAAAGUCGUGUUGCCAAAUAGCGUGCUCAGUAACGCCCCGGCAAUUUCGUUCCGGCUACACAACAAUGAUUUUAAAUAAUCUCAUGAACGCGAAGUCGACUUCUACGAACUGCGAACCGGACCAUUCUGUAGCUCUCCUAGAUGAUGUACAUGAUCUCAUUGAAAAUCAUAUCUCCAAUGUUCAAAUGGAGAGCAAUGAAACUCGAAACCAAGUCGAGGAUUCGUGUUCUGAUGUAUUGUUUGACCCGGAAUUCUCUGAAAAUGAACUGAACUUUUUUGAAUCACGGGCAUCCGAAGAAACUGCUAGCAUUGCGUGCUCAAAAAUUUUAGAACGAAUACAUUGUGAUAAUUGCCGGCACUAUUUACUAGCCGAAUUUGAAAAAGAUGAAAUUGCAACUGCUUCAAUCCCCAAAUGGCCGUCGCCGAA
Molecule: messenger RNA, 3028 nt
Organism: Bradysia coprophila
Lineage: Eukaryota; Metazoa; Arthropoda; Insecta; Diptera; Sciaridae
Product: 52 kDa repressor of the inhibitor of the protein kinase-like
Source: RefSeq, a predicted model, not a curated record